AUGCAUGCGUCCGGAUCGCAAAUUAGUUCUCACUUUGAUUACCAGGCAGCUGCGGAUGAAGAGGACGAAAACUUCACUGAAGACGUUGCUUAUGCAAUCAACGAGCGGUUGACCAAGGUCGAUAUUGAACAGCUCUCUGGGCAUGAGCAGAUCCAAUUGGCAGACAUUGUCGAGUGUGCCGGGCUCGUUGAGAAACAACGUAGAUCUUUGGAUGAAAAUGGCGCUCGCUUUAUGCUCUUCUUCCGCCAACAUGCCCUACGGAAAGGGCGGACGAGCGAAAUCCAGAUGUCCUGGAGAGAGAUCAACUGGGCCUAUCAUUCCACGAGCCAGGACGUUCUCGUUGACUUUGUCACGAAACAGUGUCACAGCGGCAUUCGCUGGGAAGACGCGAAAGAAAGCGGCAUGUUCAUGUGGCUGGGUGACCGCAAUGCGUUGCGAGCGCAGUUUGAAAAUGUUGCUCGAAACGAAUACACCAACAGUGACGCGAAAAACCCGGUCGAUUGCAGUCUGUAUUACUUGGCUUUAAAGAAGAAAACGGUGCUCCAGGGUCUGUGGCGCAUGGCAUACGGAAAUCGUGAACAGGCUACGACUCAGCGCUUCCUCGCGAACAAUUUUGAUGAUCCAGUGUGGCGAACAAAAGCCCUCAAGAACGCAUAUGCUCUGCUCAGCAAGCGUCGGUUCGAGUACGCGGCCGCAUUUUUCCUCCUGGCGGAUCAUCUUCAGGACGCCGUCAAUGUUUGUCUUAAUCAGUUGCGGGAUCUCCAGCGUGCAGUUGCCAUUGCAAGGGUUUACGAAGGAGAUCAGGGACCGGUUCUAAGAAAGCUAUUGGAAGAAGAGGUGCUUGCUCUGGCGGCCAGGGAAGGCAAUCGUUGGCUCGCCUCUUGGACUUUCUGGAUGUUAAAUCGCAAAGACAUGGCUGUAAGGGCCUUGAUUUUGUUCCUCACAGACGACCCGGCUCUAGUGGUUUUGUAUGCCCAGCUGCGACAAAAGACGCUGCAGACGCUUCGCGGGGCCUCCAAGGUCACUCCUCGCGUAGAAUGGGAGUUUGUGCUACAUAGUGCGAAGCUUUACGACCGAAUGGGCUGCGACCUACUCGGCCUAGAUCUCGUCCGUAAUUGGGAGUUCUUGAAAUCCGCCAUAAGCAAAACGAACGGGUUGGGCGGCGAAAUCAAUCCGCUGAAGCUAUUGCGUCGCCGUAGUUCAUUGGUCGUUGCAGAUCUCCCAAUGUCGACUCUUCAUGUGGAGAUGAGAUCUGGCGUGAACAGGAGCAAGGAUUCAGCGCCGACAGUCUUCCAAGAGCCGGACUCAAGCUCACUGCUUGAUAGCUUCGGUUUCUAA
Messenger RNA from Colletotrichum chrysophilum, 1338 nucleotides. RefSeq lists its product as uncharacterized. The coding region runs from base 1 to 1338 and encodes 445 amino acids. Lineage: Eukaryota; Fungi; Ascomycota; Sordariomycetes; Glomerellales; Glomerellaceae. The record is from RefSeq and is a predicted model, not a curated record. The transcript is spliced from 5 exons. Gene Ontology annotation, cellular component: RAVE complex. Gene Ontology annotation, biological process: vacuolar acidification.